Molecule: messenger RNA, 1581 nt
Organism: Daldinia vernicosa
Lineage: Eukaryota; Fungi; Ascomycota; Sordariomycetes; Xylariales; Hypoxylaceae
Product: alpha/beta-hydrolase
Exons: 5
Coding region: 116-1270 (384 amino acids)
Molecular function (GO): hydrolase activity
Source: RefSeq, a predicted model, not a curated record
GCUUCGAUCUCAUUAUCGUGAAGCGGAUUUACAAUCCCCUAUCCCCUCACCGGAGGCAUUGUAUGUACGUAUAGAUGCUAAUGGGUAGGCUUGUGGGGUUUCGCUUUUUCCAGACAUGAUGAUCCUAGGUUCCGUUUCGUACUUAGAUUGCAUUCUUUUCUGCGCAUUUCUGGCACCGCAGCUGAUCAUACACGUCGGGUUGCUCGAAACCGUAUUAGUGGGCUUACAAUGCUUGCCCUUUUUAUUAUUUCAAUUACCUUUCGAGCUCAUUCACGAACGCUACUUUGUCAGAUAUGAGCAGCAAUCCCCAUUCGUACAGAAGGCAUCCCUAUUUGAAGACCUUGUGAUCCGGUGUGUUCGCUAUGCGUUUGCAAACAUACCUCCUAAAGUUGGAAGGGUAUUCUUUUCCAAGCCGGUAGCCCUGCCAUUCCUAAAGUUCAGAAUGUUGCGGCAUGGCUAUUUAACAUCUCCCAUAUAUUGGCAUGAACAUAAUGAUAAGCGUUUCAAAGGAAUAUGGAUCAUCAAGGAUACAACAGCAAAACCCGACGUCUGCAUAUUUUACGCGCAUGGGGGUGGCUUCUCAAUGGGGUCGGCAUACUUUUACCUCGAGUUUCUGCUCACAUGGCUGAGCCUAUUAAAUGAUAGCGGAUAUAAAAACCCAGCUAUCUUUGCUCUGGACUAUUCGCUGGUCCCCGAUGCCAACUUUCCAACGCAGCUGGAGGAAGCUAUUGCCGGCUACGAGCAUGUGCUUUCAACGGUGCAAGAUGCCGACAGGAUUUGCGUCAGCGGAGACUCAGCUGGUGCUACCAUCGUGCUCAGCUUGCUACUCCAUCUUGCUAAUAUUGAUCGCCAUCUUGAAAAGAUGAAUAGAACUACCGGAGCGUGGCGCCUGGCAAAACCUGGGAUGGCAGUGCUUAUUUCACCUUGGGUAACGCUGGUCUCUAGCAAGCAUCAAAAUACCACAAGUGACUACCUUAACGCCGAAACCUUGCAUCGAUAUGCGCAUCAGUACGCAGGAGAGAAAGUGUCGGUCAACGAUCCGCUUUUAUCACCGGGCAAUUGUAGAGAUGUUUCGUGGUGGAAGCAUGCAGCACCCUCGCGAGGCAUAUUUGUGGCUUAUGGCGCCGAAGAGGUAUUGGCGCCCGAAAUUUCAGCUCUUAUCAAGUUCUUGGAGAAAAAUGACAUAAAAGUUCACAGUAGAGAAGAAAAGGGAGGAAUUCAUGCUUGGCCGGUAGCCUCCGGAAAGUUGCCUCCAACCUGUGCAGCCUAACGAUCUGCGGGAGCCUUGAUGAGACCGGCUUAUGCGCGACAAAUGUCCUUGAUCCUCUUAGUGUCGAUGGCGACACACACGUGCUAAAUUCAUUUGUGACAAGAUCAACAUGGAUGGAUAUAUGACCUCGACAGUUCAUCUGUGUUGAGAUAGUUGAUAUGUAAUUCGUAUAAAUCUACACGAAUGUGUAGAUAUGUAGAUGGAGGAGUUGAGUGACCAUCCUUUUAAUAUGUAAUGACAGAUAAUUCGUAUAGGGUGUUCGGUGAGUACAAGGAAGCAUGUUACAUUAAAGUCGGUGUUCGAUUUCUAGG